CGUUGAUGGUGGCGGUAGACCGUGGAGUCAACAGGUCCUGGCUACCCUGGGAAGAGACAAGAAAUGAAUGAAGAAAGAGGAAGAUUCCAGGACCUAGAUAUGAUUUCUGUGAAUACCCUUCACUGGUAGUGACCGGGGUUUCUAACUAGAAAUUUAAGGCAGAUCCAGAGGAGACAAAGACAGAGUAUCCCAGUGCUGGCCAUUUCCGACAACAGAAGAAAAUGCUCAAUGCCCAGGAAUCGCUGACACUGGAGGAUGUUACUGUGGAGUUCACCUGGGAGGAGUGGCAGCUCCUGGACCCUUUUCAGAAGGACUUGUAUCGGGAUGUGAUGUUGGAGAUCUACAGCAACCUGGUAUCAGUGGGUUUUCAAGUCAGCAAACCAGAUGCACUCUCCAAGUUGGAACAAGGAGAAGAACCAUGGAUAAUAGAAGAUGAAAGGCAUAGUCGAAUCUGUCCAGAAAAUAACAAAGUUGAUGAACAUCUUCAGGAUCACUUGGAAAAUCAAAGGAUGCUGAAGAGUGUGAAACACCACCAUAAACAUAAUGCAUUUGGAAAUACUGCCUCUCAAACCAAAAGCCAUUGUCUUUUCAGGGAAAAUCAUGAUACAUUUGAGUUGUAUAUAAAAACUUUGAAAUCAAAUUUAAGUUUAGUCAACCGGAACAAAAGCUGUGAAAUUAAGAACUCUAAUAAAUUUAAUGGAGAUGGGAAAUCAUUUCUUCAGGGUAAGUAUGAAGAGCUUCAUUCUGCAGCUAAAUUCUCUGUAAGUACAAAAUCCAAUAGCAUCAAAUCCCAAGUCAGUAAGCAUCAAAGAACUCAAGAAAUAGAGAAAACCCACAUAUGCAGUGAAUGUGGGAAAGCGUUUGUCAAGAAGUCUCAGCUCACUGAUCAUGAGAGAGUUCAUACUGGAGAAAAACCUUACGGAUGUACUUUGUGUGCAAAAGUGUUCUCCAGAAAGUCCAGGCUAAAUGAACAUCAAAGAAUUCAUAAAAGAGAGAAAUCUUUUAUAUGCAGUGAAUGUGGAAAAGUCUUCACCAUGAAGAGUCGUCUGAUUGAACAUCAGCGAACUCAUACUGGAGAGAAGCCCUAUGUAUGCAAUGAAUGUGGAAAAGGCUUCCCAGGCAAACGUAAUCUCAUUGUACAUCAGCGAAAUCAUACUGGAGAGAAAUCCUAUGUAUGUAGUGAAUGUGGAAAAGGCUUCACUGGGAAGAGCAUGCUUAUCAUACAUCAACGAACUCAUACAGGAGAGAAACCCUACAUUUGUAGUGAAUGUGGGAAAGGCUUUACCACAAAGCACUAUGUCAUCAUACAUCAGCGAAAUCAUACAGGAGAGAAACCGUAUAUAUGCAAUGAAUGUGGGAAAGGCUUUACCAUGAAGAGCCGUAUGAUUGAACAUCAACGAACUCAUACAGGAGAGAAACCCUAUGUAUGCAACGAAUGUGGAAAAGCCUUUCCCAGGAAGAGUAAUCUCAUUGUACAUCAGAGAAAUCAUACAGUAGAGAAAUCAUAUCUAUGUAGUGAAUGUGGAAAAGGUUUUACUGUGAAAAGCAUGCUCAUAAUUCAUCAGCGAACUCAUACUGGAGAGAAGCCCUACAUAUGCAGUGAAUGUGGGAAAGGCUUCCCCUUGAAGAGUCGGCUGAUUGUACAUCAGCGAACUCAUACUGGAGAGAAACCUUACAGGUGCAGUGAAUGUGGGAAAGGUUUCAUUGUGAAUAGUGGACUGAUGUUACAUCAGCGAACUCAUACUGGAGAGAAACCCUACAUAUGCAGUGAAUGUGGAAAAGGUUUUGCCUUUAAGAGCAAUCUUGUUGUACACCAGCGAACUCAUACUGGAGAGAAACCCUUUUUGUGCAGUGAAUGUGGAAAAGGCUUCACCAUGAAACGCUAUCUCAUUGUACAUCAGCAAAUUCAUACAGGAGAGAAGUCUUGUAUAUGUAGUGAAUGUGGAAAAGGCUUUGCCAUGGAAACUGAGCUUGCUUUACAUAAGCAAGUUCAUACUGGAGAAAAACCUUAUGGAUGCAAUGAAUGUGGUAAAGGCUUUACUGUGAAGAGCCGUCUAAUUGUUCAUCAACGAACUCAUACAGGAGAGAAACCUUUUGUAUGCAGUGAAUGUAAAAAAGCCUUCUCCUCAAAGAGAAAUCUCAUUGUACAUCAGCGAACUCAUAAUGGAAACAAACCGUAACAAUGCAAUGGACAUGGUCAUGCCUUUGGGAAGCAAAUAUGUCUUGUACAACAUCAGAGAUUUCACAGUAUAGAUUUUCUUUAUGUGUACUGAGUAUGAAAAAUCAUAUUUCAAAAUCCAGUGUUAUCUACUACAUGAAUGCUAUCAAUGUCAGAAAGCCUUCAUCAUGAAUUCAGGCUCUGAAUUCUUUGAUGUACCAGUGUAUAUAAAAUAACUCAUCUGAGAGAGAUUCUGUGGAUUGGGGGUAACCUUUCAUUUGUCAGUCUUCACUAAAAUUAUAAAAAUGUGCACAUGAGAAAUGUAUAAGGUAAAUAGUCCUUUUGCAGAGAAUCUGAACUGAUUAUAUACAAGUAAAUUCAUGCAGAGGGAAAACCAUGUUAGUAAUGUGAACAUAUUAAACAUCAGUGUGUUCCUAGCAUACAUACAUGUAGGCAGUGUAGAGCAGCCUGUGGCCAGAUUUUCACCCUUGGAAGAUUAUGCAAUUUGCAGGAGUGAAUUUUAAUGAAUGCAGAGAAUGCACUAGUGCCUUAAGUGAUUAAUUACCUCAUAUUGUUUGUCACAAUAACGAAGGAAAUAAACUUGACAUAUCCAAUGCAGAAAAGUCUUGACAAUUUUCUAAGUAACUAUGUCUUGAAAAGUAUUUACUGUGAUAAAUCUUACAAAGGGGGAAGCUAGCAAAGCCUUCUAUGGGAAGAAAGACCCUAUGUCACCAGUGAUCAUAAUAGAUCAUCAGUGAAUUCACACAUAUUAGCAGCAUUAUCAUGGAAAAGCCUUUGCCCAGAAAUAAAACCUUAACAGUUGGCAGAUAUAUUUCAUACUGGAGGAAAAAAUUCAGGUGGCAAUGAAUACAGUAGGAUUUCUGUGAUACAUUCUGCCUCAUCAUCAUCACUUCAUGCAGAAAUAAAACUUAUGUGAAGAAUAGAAAGGAUCAGAAAUUUAUGAAGUAAAAAAGCCUCAUGAAAAUGAUACAUAUUUGAGGGCUUUCUGUCACAAACCUAAACUCGUGAUACACUUGAUGUCUUUUCUGGGACAGCAUACCUUGCAUCAUAAUUAUCAAUAAUUCCAUAAUUGUAAAGUGGGCUGUUCCUAUCGAUUAAAUUUUAAUGCUUCAUACAACA
Messenger RNA from Sapajus apella (tufted capuchin), 3298 nucleotides. It is a transcript of the gene ZNF432, whose product is annotated as zinc finger protein 432. Bases 222 to 2180 code for a protein of 652 amino acids. The record is from RefSeq and is a predicted model, not a curated record. Gene Ontology annotation, cellular component: nucleus. NCBI's taxonomy places the organism in Eukaryota, Metazoa, Chordata, Mammalia, Primates, Cebidae. The transcript has 5 exons. Gene Ontology annotation, molecular function: RNA polymerase II cis-regulatory region sequence-specific DNA binding; DNA-binding transcription factor activity, RNA polymerase II-specific. Gene Ontology annotation, biological process: central nervous system development; regulation of transcription by RNA polymerase II.